Molecule: messenger RNA, 270 nt
Organism: Mesitornis unicolor (brown roatelo)
Lineage: Eukaryota; Metazoa; Chordata; Aves; Mesitornithiformes; Mesitornithidae
Gene: DIO1
Product: deiodinase, iodothyronine, type I
Exons: 2
Molecular function (GO): thyroxine 5'-deiodinase activity
Source: RefSeq, a predicted model, not a curated record
UUAGAUGGAUGGGCUUUUAAAAACAAUAUUGUUAUUAAAGAUCACAGAAGCCUUGAAGAUCGACAAACCGCAGCACGAUUUCUUCAGAAAAAGAAUCCUUUAUGUCCAGUGGUUUUAGACACAAUGGAAAACCUGAGCAGUUCAAAAUACGCCGCAUUGCCAGAAAGACUGUAUCUACUUCAAGGAGGGAAGGUCAUCUACAAGGGAGGACCAGGGCCUUGGAAUUAUCAUCCCCAGGAAAUAGGUGCCAUACUGGAAAAACUGAAGUAG